AGAAAGCUAAGCAGCUACCAAAAGAAACUGAAGCUGGAAGAGAUACCCGGAGCAGGAACUCCGAGAGCAACACGUGGAACUAUUAUUACUUUUUGCUCUAAUGUCAGCUUAUCAGCUUUGAGAGAUUUCGAAGUUUUCAAAGUGAGAAACUGAUAACCCAGAGGGAAAAGGUGAUGCCAUGGCAGCUGUCCUCCUAACCCCUCCACCGCACUCAGAAGACCUACUGACCAGCACGCUUAUGAAGAAGAUGAAUACACCGACUCUGGAGCAGGAUGUCAAUGUGACCGUCAUCGGAGCUGUCAUUGCCGUGGUUUUAGUCACUCUCCUUUCGGUCAUUGUGCUGAUUAUCAUAUACAUGUACAAGAACAAAGGCACCUACCGUACCUAUGAACAGCGAGAUACAGAUCCAGAAGGGUCGGUCCAGAUGGAGGAUCUGCCCGGUAAAGGUGAAAAAGAAGAGUACUUCAUCUAGAGAACAGGAUACCAGGUGGUUGGCACGUUUUGGACACUGAGCUUUACAGAGAAACAGCUACAUUUGUUUGAUUUUUUUUAGCAAGGUAUUAAAGCUGUAUUAUUUAUUUCAUUUUAUAUUAGCGCUGUACCCCAGGGAGCUCAAGGUUAAAUUGAUGGUAGAGGGGUAAGCCCCUUCCUGCACUGUGGAAACCCUUGAAUAGUAGGGUUAAAAUGCAAAGGCUGGCUGUUCAACCCCAAUUUUAUUUAUUUAGAGGUAGGGUUGAGGUAGGAGAAUACUCAUUGGAGCCUUGACUUUUCUUUUUUGCUUUCUGCUGAUGUAGGAACUCAGCCCACACACUGACAGCCCUUACCUUAGAAUGUCUUUGAUAUACAUAAAGGCAGUGAAACAUGGGGAGGAGCUUAAAUUAAACACCACCCAGCCAGUUUUACAUUCCUCAACCUGCAAUGUACUUGCAAAAGUUAAACUGACCAACAUGCUUAUUUAAGUUUAGAAGUUGCUCUCAGUAUCUUUCAGUCCUGCAGCAAUUCCCACCUGCUAGUAAAUAACACAGAUGAGGCUCAGGGGCACUUCGUUUGUCAGACACCCUAUGAUUCAGGAUCCUGCAGUCAUCUCUAAUUUCCAAGUACAAGCAGUUGCCUCUGUUUUAGCCUAUAUCCUUUUGUAGUAGUUUCCACACUUUUAUUUUCAUUAACACCUGUUUCAUAGAAGACACAGCAGCAAAUUCAGGUUUACUGCUAUAGCCAAUGCUGGCUCUUUGGGGAGCAUACCGGUAUAAUGCAUUUGCUUUCAAAUAUUCUUUAACUCACCCACUCUUUACAGUUUUAGGUGCAGAUCAUAUGAAUUGUACUGUCUGAAGAGGGGCAAAAAGGAACCACUAAUCAAAUCUUGCCUUUGUUUGCUCUUUGGUUCCAGACCCUCCUUUAGCAGGGGAUCCCAUUCUGCAACACAUUGAGGUUCCUGUGAUCUGUCUGGACUCUUGUUUCACUCCUUUAAAAAAAAAAAAUCUGACUUUUCAUAUCAGAUAGCCUCUUAAAACAGACAGCUGCCCUGAAGUGUUGAAAUGUUCAAAGCAGCUACUGUGUUGAGUUCUCCCCCUUACAUCUGUAACACGUGGUAACUUGUGUCCUGAUGUCAUCACACUUGCUCUGUAUCAUUGGUUGCCACCGGCAGGGAGGUGUACAAUGAAUUGACUCACUGCUUUCAGUGCCAUAGAGUUUAGAAUUUUUAUGAUUUGACAGAUUCCUAGUUGGUUUACUGAGUUUU
Gekko japonicus is the source of this 1738-nucleotide messenger RNA. RefSeq names its product small cell adhesion glycoprotein (gene SMAGP). NCBI's taxonomy places the organism in Eukaryota, Metazoa, Chordata, Lepidosauria, Squamata, Gekkonidae. The coding region runs from base 179 to 472 and encodes 97 amino acids. The transcript is spliced from 4 exons. The record is from RefSeq and is a predicted model, not a curated record.